AUGGAUUCCAAUAACCCUAAUUGGCUUCCCUUCUCUCACUUUCACCCAUCUUUCUCCUCUCAUCCACCCAGUCAAGAAAAUGGCGCGCCGGAUCAGUAUCUGGCGGUUCUCGGCGACGACGGCGGCCGUCGGAAGCUGGAGGAUUUCCUCGGCGGUUCCUCCGACGCCAGAGCGGCCACUCCCGAUGUGGCGGAUGAGCAUCUCGACGGCGGAGCUCCGGCGGUCAACCCGUCAGGUGUGGGGAUCGGCCAAGACCCCCAGCUCAAGGCCCUGGCUGAUAGUUUCUUCAGCGAAGGGUUUCCAGCGGAGGGGACACGGAAGCAGAUGGCGGUGACGGCACCGUCGCCGGCUGAGCCGCCGGCGAGAAAGGGCGUGGAGAAUUUCGGCCACCGGACUUCGAUUUUCAGAGGGGUCACUAGACAUAGGUGGACAGGAAGGUUUGAAGCUCACCUGUGGGAUAAUAGUUGCAGAAGAGAAGGGCAAAGUCGGAAGGGCAGACAAGGUGGAUAUGAUAAGGAAGAGAAAGCAGCUCGAGCUUAUGAUCUUGCGGCCCUCAAGUACUGGGGUCCGACCACCACCACCAAUUUUCCGGUAACAAAUUAUGGGAGGGAGCUUGAAGAAAUGAAACAUAUGUCCAGGCAGGAAUUUGUUGCUGCACUAAGAAGGAAAAGCAGUGGGUUUUCUAGAGGCGCCUCCAUUUACAGGGGAGUCACAAGGCACCACCAGCACGGCCGAUGGCAAGCAAGAAUUGGAAGAGUUGCUGGCAAUAAAGAUCUUUAUCUUGGCACUUUUAGCACUCAAGAAGAAGCAGCCGAGGCUUACGACAUAGCCGCGAUCAAAUUCCGCGGCCCAAACGCGGUCACUAAUUUCGACAUGAGUCGAUACGACGUGGCAGGCAUUGCCAAUAACAAUUUGCCCAUCUCGUCGUCGAUUGAUAAACCUAAAACCUUGUCACAGUCGAUAUCGGACAAUCAAUGUGUGGAUGUGACCUACUCCUCGGACGAAAACAACAAGCUAGACCUAUCCCCUACCGCAACAUCACUACCCUUCCCGUCGCUCAAUUCACCCUCGACAUCGACUUUCGCGAUGCCCAUUGCGAAGCACGACCAUCCACCGCCAUCGAGCUUGUGGGCUGCGUUAGGCUGCCAAAACCCUAUUUCCGAUCCCAAUACGAAUUGUACAACUGUUGAAGGUACAACUUUGUACAACAUGGAAUUCGGGUCCAACUUGACGGUCAACUAUGAAAAUAAUAGUAGCAACCGUGAGGGGCGUUUCGACGAAUGCUGUUACAGUUACUACCAAGAUCAAGGCAUUAAUGUUUGCGCACCAUCGAGUCCGGAGGUGGGUACGACUCGCGAUGCAGAGGUUUCUGGCACUGAUGAUGGAAAUCGGGCACUGGCGGCACCACAACACGCGGCACAGUUGUUGGAAGAUGCGAAAUCGAGCCUAUCAUAUUUACGAAGGCCGAUUUUUGGCAUGGAGUGA
Molecule: messenger RNA, 1485 nt
Organism: Striga hermonthica
Lineage: Eukaryota; Viridiplantae; Streptophyta; Magnoliopsida; Lamiales; Orobanchaceae
Source: the annotation of a GenBank genome assembly